Cladocopium goreaui is the source of this 1230-nucleotide messenger RNA. The record is from the annotation of a GenBank genome assembly. Lineage: Eukaryota; Dinophyceae; Suessiales; Symbiodiniaceae.
AUGCAAUUCUAUGGGCUUCGAUGUACCCUCUGCGGCUGGAAGAUCCCAACUGGAGGGGGCACGGGCCUCAUUCUGCCUUGCCAAGCGGCCAGCUACAAGCCUCAGGUCAAGCCAACCUUCAACUUCAAGCAAAGCACCGUGCCCAAUGACUGCCUGGGUAUUGGAGGCUUGCUCUCAAAGGCAAGCUAUCAUGGAGGAACUCCACUGCAUAGGCAGUCGGCAGUUCUGCUGCUCUUCUCAGCAUGGCCGGAAUCGGAGCAGGAAAAUGCGGCGCGCCUGUGGCAGCACCUCCAGCAAAGGCGGGCACAGAAAUUCAGUUCGGAGAUGCAUGAGGGCACCCAGUCUUGUGCCACCAAGCCUCCGGGUGGAACUGGAAGGGGGCGUGACGUGGAAGCAAAGUGGGAGGAUGCAAAGCUGCUUGCAGCAAAGCUGCUGGCCUCAUCCACGUCCCGGGAUACUGUAAUCCGCAACAUCGCUGCGGAUGGAGAGGACUACCUGCCUGCAGCGUCCGUCGGCCACAACAUGGGCCCGCCCCAGCAGCAGUCGUUGCUGCUGGGACAUGCCAUGCUAUGGGUCCAUCGAUGGUACUGCCCCGACGAUGGAGGCUCAGUUUCGCCAACGACCUGUUCGCGACCCGACAGACAUCGUUUGCGCAUCUUAGGCUUGGCUCAAGUGAUUUGCAUCCUGCUGACUGUCCUGUCUUGGCAGCUGGAAGUUGUUGAUGUGGCCUUUGGUGGCUUAGUUGGCACUUUCCUGAAGGUGACAGACCAGCCAACUUCCAAGACUUACAGCAUUAUGGGCCUCUUGUCGCGCCUUGGAAAGCAAGGCUCCACUUACCUGCAGGUUACCUUUGCCGUGUUUGUGCUGAUCAUUCCGUUGCUAUACUUGUUGGCCAUGGCUUUCCUUUGUCUAUAUCAGCUGCAGCCAAAGAAGCAGCAGCUGGUCCUUCGCCUCUGCUACACGUUGAAUGCAUGGGCCGCCUACGACGUUUUCUUCAUUGCCUUUCUGGCCGCCGUGCUUGGUGGUGAAAGGUAUGGCAUUGGUCAAUUCAUCGAGCUGGUGGUUUAUCAACAAAACUUGGCGCCCAUGUGCGACGCCCUCCGCGACAUUGGAGUGCAGUGCAUGCACGUGCAGCUGGCCCUGUUGCCGGGUGCACUGCUGAUCCUCCUAGCUGUGGUCGCAUCUUUUCUUGUCAGCCUCCUCGCUACGCGAAAAUUAAACAAAGGCUGA